Molecule: messenger RNA, 7287 nt
Organism: Callorhinchus milii (elephant shark)
Lineage: Eukaryota; Metazoa; Chordata; Chondrichthyes; Chimaeriformes; Callorhinchidae
Gene: fndc1
Product: fibronectin type III domain containing 1
Exons: 22
Coding region: 276-6101 (1941 amino acids)
Molecular function (GO): protein binding
Source: RefSeq, a predicted model, not a curated record
GAGAGGGGAUGUCGGCUCUGAAGCGCUCCCACUGUCUGUCGGAGGGGGGAGACAAGUGGCUGAGAGAGAGAGAGAGAGUGAGAGUGAGUGAGUGAGAGAGAGAGAGAGGAGGAGAGGUACUGGAGCACAGUGAGCAUCAGCUGGUUUGUGUGUGCAUGGGUUUCACUGUGUGUGUGUGUGUGUGAGAGGGAUCUGAGGAGGGCACAGACCUCACCCCAGGACUUGUCAGCCUCAAACCUUACUGUCAGCGGCAUCCAGACCUGCACCUCGACACCAUGACCAGAGCCACAGCAGCCGCCACCCUCCUCGCCAUCCUCCUCACUGUAGCACCGCAGAAAGCUGACCAUCCGUUGAAGCCAAAGAAUGUGAAGUUGCUGUCUCAUGAAAAGGGAUUGAAAGUACUGUGGGAACCACCCAAAGAUAUAUCUAACAGGCCUGUAGAUCGCUAUAACAUUGGCUAUGGUAAAUCACCAAAUAGCCUCAAAUUUAUCAAAGUGGAAAAAGAUAAACGCUCUCAAAUAUUGGAGGACGUGGAGCCUGGGGAGGUGUACUUUGUGGUGGUGACUGCAGAAAACCAGCACGGAGUGAGCCAUCCAGUGUACAGAGCUAAUAAUGCAGCCGGGGGCGAGUGGAUCACGAUGGAUGGAUUUGCUCUUAUGGGUCCAGUUGCCUACAAUGGAACAGUUACAGAGCGGAGAGUACCAAAGAGGCCUCUCCGUGUCCGGGUCAGGACAGCAGAAGAUGGACUUUCACUUCACUGGAGACCACCUCGUUCUUCCAGCUCCAAGAGUCCAGGGAGAGUUCGAAGCUAUCUGUUUGGCUACGGGCCCCGCGGCAGGAGAAUGCAAUAUGUGCCACUGCCAGAAGAGCAAAGAAGCCAUAAAGUAAAAAAGCUUGUUCCUGAAUCAGUGUAUGUGGUGUCUCUACAGGCUAUGAACUCUCUUGGUCAGAGCGAACCUGUUUACAGGGCAGCAUUGACCAAACGCAAAAUGGCAGAGGCUGAUGAGCUGCACAAGCCAAGAGACAUUACAGUGCGAGUUCUGGGUUCACAGUCUCUACUUGUUAUGUGGGUCGAUCCUGGACUGAAGAAGGAAAAAAAUCCCAAUGUCGGCAGUACUAGGCACUACACUGUUAAGUACAGAGAGAAAGGAGAAUCGGCCAAAUGGGAAUACAAGACUUCAUCUCACAGGCGUGUGAUGGUUGACAAGCUAUCGCCUGACUCCAUAUAUGAAUUCUCUGUUCGCACUUCACAAGGAGAGAGAGAUGGGACAUGGAGUGCUUCAGUCUUCCAAAGAACUCCCGAGUCUGCUCCUACCUCCAGUCCAGAGAACUUCGAAGUAACCCCAUUAGGUCAGCAAGGAACGGCAGUGACUGCAUCCUGGGACCCACCCAGUGAGAACUCUGAGAAGAUCAAAGAAUACAUUAUUUCAUACGCCCCGGCUCUCAAACCAUUCGGAGCAAAGGCUAUCACUUUUCCUGGGGACAUUACAACCGCCAGAGUUGAUGGUCUGCAGCCUGGGGAGCGCUAUGUUUUCAAAAUUCGAGCAGCAAACAGGAGAGGACAAGGUCCUCAGUCAAAAGCCCUCAGUGUGGCUAUGCCAAAAACCAGCAAUACUGCUUCAGCUUUCCGAGCUAGGAUCCAUGAAAAACCAGAGACUUCUGCAGAAUUACCUACAUCCAAGCCCUCUUACUCCCACACGUCCCUUACAAAAAUGGCAUCUACACAUGUUCAAUCUUCACCCGUUUCCAGAGCAGUGACUCCUGACUCUGUCAUCAGAUCAAAGACAAGGAAAGCUUCCUCUCUCUUACCUAAGUCCCACUCAGCGUUGUCAGAGACCCUGUCCUCACCAGCAUCUGAUAAUAAAACUAUUAAAGCCUCACGUUUCUCAUCUGCUUCAUUAUAUCCUCUUUCUUCACCCUCAACACCCUUAAGGAAUUCAGCCCCAGACCUGAGGAGAAAACCGUUUGCGAGGACCAGGCAUGCCUCUUCCAUAUUACCAUCCACCCGAUUUCACCCAAGGACGAGAACCUCUGAUGCCAAUCCAAACUUUAGAAAGCAAAUCUCUUCUGGCUCAUCGGUUUUGUCAGUUCUCACAGAUAAUGAAACCAAAGAGCCAAGUCAAGAUCAGUCCAAAUCCCCAUCUUUUUCUUCAACCAGAUCCUCUUCUAUCUAUUCAGAGGAAGACAAAGAAGAGAAAAGCCAAGAAGAAGAAAGUGAAGAGGAAGAACAGGAGCUGGAGGGAAAGGAGGAGCAAGAGGGAAAAGAAGAACUAGAAGACCUGGACGAAGAGGGAGAGAAAAGAAAAAGACUUUUAAGUGAAAGGAAUUCAAUGUUUACAAAGUCAAAGGAAUUAAAUCCCAACUCAGUAUUACGUAGACAGUUGCAAUCACAUAAGGAAAACAGACCAAUUCAAUCCUUGUCCAAAACAUCAUUGAAACCAUCAGUAUCAUCAUCCUCAACUCUCCCAUCUUCCUCUCAGUUACCAAGGUCACGGCCAUUCUUGAGAAGGACAGCAAAGAAACCACCAUCUACUUCCCAUGUUUCUCGAGGAAAUGUACCUUGGGCUGCUUCUACUAAAAGAAGAGUGACCCCUGAUGGAAAGCCAGUUUUCUCCUCUGUACCAGUGCAGUCUGUUCCUUCACCACCUGUUGUGUCCUCUUCUGCCACACGGUUGAGAAGUUCCCAUUCAUCUUCACCAACAAAUCCUGCCUCAGGCUCCAGUCUUAUGGACACAAGAUCUGUAUCUGCGCGUGAGAGACGACCAAAUCCUACCCCAUCUACCCCUUCUUCUCCUGCCUUGUUACCCUCUUCAAAAUCAUUAAGGAAUUAUCACCGAUCGUCACUGACUCAUCCUCGUAUAGGCUCCAGCAGUUCUAAUCGCAGAGUGUUGUCUGGAGCUGAUGCAAAGCAACUAUCCGACUCUCUGCUUUCUCAGUCAUCUUCUUUGCCAUCAAAUCCUUUCACUAGUAACCAAAUGAUAACUGCUGCUAAAAGAAAGCCAACCACAUCUGGUGGUUCUUCUCACUCCCCAGCCUCAUCAGUCCAGUCCUCUCCUAUAGCAGGAAAAGGGUCACAACAACAGUCCUCUCGUAUUAAUCCCCUUUUACGUUCACGAUCAUCUGACGCUAGCAUAAUAACUGCUGCUGAAAGAAAGUCAGCGAUAUCCGGUGGUACUUUGCACUCCUUCCCAACCUCAUCAGUCCAGUCCUCUACUAUAGUAGGAAAAAGGUUACAACAACAGUCCUCCCAUACAAAUCCCUUUUUACGUUCAAGUUCAUCAUCUGAUAUUAGCAUAAACACUGCUGCUGAAAGAAAGCCAUCUACCUCUGAUGGUUCCUCUUAUUCCCCAUCCUCUGCUGUCCAGUCCUCUUCUGUACCAGGAAAAGGGUUACAACAACAGUCCUCCCAUGCUAAUCCCUUUUUACAUUCACAUUCAUCUGACAUCAGCAUAAAAACUGCUGCUGAAAGAAAGCCAUCGACAUCUGAUGGGUCCUUUCCAUCUCUUCCAUCCUCAUCAGUCCAAUCCUUCUUGGUUCCAUUGACAGGUUCACGUUCAUCCUCUCGUACAAACCCUGUUUUACGUUCCAGUUCUUUUAACACCAGGAUAACACCUGGUACUGAAAGAAAGUCUGUUAUAUCCAGUGGUUCCUCUAAGUCUGUUCCAGCUUCAUCAGAACAGUCCUCAUCCCGAUCUUCAGAGGAUGCUCAUUCAUCUGUCCCAUCAAUUCCUGACUCAAGUUUCUCUAACAGAGGGAUGACACUCCAUCCUGAAAGAAAACCAUCCUCCUCUUCUGUUUCAUCUCAGUCUCUUCCUUCUUCAUCAUCCAGGUCUUCUUCUACAGCAUCAAAGGGCUCCCAGUCAUCCUCCCUCACAAACCCUUUGCUUCGCUUCAGGUCAGCUAACACCAGAUUUGCAUCUAGUCCUGAAAGAAAGAAAAUUGUGUCUUUUUCUGCACAGUCCUCAUCUUCUGAACCAUCAGAACAUUCUCAGUCAUCUUUACCAACAAAUCCUUCCUCUGGCUCCCGUUUUCAGACUCCCCGGGUGGCUGGUGAUCCAAAUAAAGCCUCAACAUCACUGUCUGCUUCUUCCACUUUACAAGGACAAUCCCAUUCUGAACUCAAAAAAUCCUACUUAGGCUCUGAUUUUGCUAACAAACAGGAUACAACUAGUCAUGGAACACAAGCAGUUCCCUCUUCUGUUGGAGUUCACUCUGUGCCAACAUCACCUGAACGGUCAUCUUCUAUAGCUUCAGGACAUGGCACUCAGCCAUCUUCAUCAUUGCUGCUUCCUUCAGGCUCUAGGCAAACAAAGCCAAGAAGGGUCUUUCCUCCCUCUUCUCCAUCCUCCCCACAUUUUUCUGCAUCAUAUCCCCUCUCCCCUUCCUCGCCUCAACACCGUUUCAUGGGAACAAGGAAACGGUUCCCCCUAAGGACAAGUAGCAAUGGAAAUGUAGUGCGUGGAGGCAGGUUCCGUCAAUUUGUAAAGCAGAACCACAAACAAGGGAAAAAUGGGAGACCAAACUUAACAUCAGUUAGGGAGAGCAAAGUUAUACUCGGCACAGCUAAUAAUGAAAAGCAAACUGGACACAAAAUUAUCACCGGUCCCCAAGGCACAACAUGGAUUAUAGAUCUUAUUCGAGGAAUACUGAUGAAUCCAGAAGGCCAAGUGCUCCAAGAUUCAUUUGGAAAACCUCUCCAAGUUCAGCUGGGAGCAGAUGGACGCACCAUUCUAGAUCGACAAGGAACCCCAGUUCUGACUCCUGAAGGCUUGCCUCUGUUUGGCCAUGGGCGAGAUAGCACCCCUUUAAUACAGCCUAAAGGCAGGCCGAUCCUAUCAGUUGGAGGCAAGCCUAUUAUUGGAUUAAUUCAGGAGCUAAAAACAACAAUUGCACCAACAACGACAAUGCCAACAACAACAACAAUGCCAACAACAACAACAAUGCCAACCACGACUACAAUGCCAACCACAACAACAAUGCCAACCACUACACCAGAGCCAACAACAGAAUCAACCACUGUGGUUCCAACAUGUCCCACAGGCAGCAACUUAAGAUUUGAUGAAUAUGGGUAUCCAGUUCUAGGCCUUGAUAAUACAAUUGAAUGCUUCACAGAAGGUUUUCAACCAGUCCAAACUACUUUACCUCCAACAACAACCCAGGAGCCUAAGACGAAACACCUCUACACCGUUCCUGUGUUGCAGUUUGACGUGACAGGACUCAAACGAUUUACAGCUGCACAUGUGAGUUAUAUCAGCAAGGAUCCAGCCUCACCUUGCUCGCUAACAGAAGCGCUGGAGCACUUUCAAGUGGACUCACUAGUGGACAUUAUUCCAAAAGACCUUAAAGAUGGCAUGAAGGCACCCCAGCGCGCACCUCAGAACAUCACCAUCGUGGCUGUCGAGGGCUGCCAUUCCUUCGUGAUCAUUGACUGGACGAAGUCUAAGAAGGAUGACCUGGUAACAGGUUACCUCGUGUACAGUGCUUCCUAUGAUGAAAUCCUGAAGAACAAGUGGACCACAAAGUCAUCAGCCAGCAACACAAACUUGCCUAUUGAGAAUCUGAAGCCAAACACAAGGUAUUACUUUAAAAUUCAAGCCAAGAAUCCAUCUGGGUAUGGCCCCUUGAGCGAAACCUUGUCCUUUGUUACAGAAUCGGAUAACCCAUUGAUAAUUGUCAGACCACCUGGGGGUGAGCCUAUUUGGAUUCCUUACACAUUCAGAUAUGAGCCUUCUUCCAGUGAGUGCAAAGGCAAGCAAUACGUGAAGCGCACCUGGUACCGCAAAUUUGUGGGAGUUGUGCUCUGCAACUCCUUGAGGUACAAAAUCUUCCUCAGUGAGGGCCUAAGAGAGACAUUUUAUAGCAUUGGUGAUGCCUGGGGUAGAGGUGAGGACCACUGUCAGUUUGUGGAUUCAUUUUUGGAAGGAAGAACAGGAACACAUUUGAGACCAGAUACUCUGCCGAUUAUCCCAGGAUAUUAUCGGAGCUACCGCCAGGAGCCAGUGAGGUUCGGCAUUAUCGGUGGAACCAUGAGGUUUGGUGGAUCACCCAAUUACUAUGUGGGCUGGUAUGAAUGUGGAGUGCCAAUUCCAGGAAAAUGGUAAUGAAUGGGACCACUGAAAAUUCCUCAAGGAUGUUUUAUAGAACUUUGCUUCCACAUGACCUGAAUAAACCUGCAAGGAAGUUGAAAUUGUAAUUUUGAGAUAUAGUAUUUUCAGGAGAUUUCAAACCAAAAAAAAACAAAUUCUGGUACAAUCUACUGGAAUAUACAACAUAAUUCCUAAAAUAUAUAUAUAUUAAAGGAGUACCCAGGUUUAAAGUAAAACGUGUUCAAUACUGUUUCACACAUCUGCAAGCAACUUGGUGCUCUGCUUUCUAAAGGUUGAGGAGUGGGCAAUAAGAUCAACAGGAGAUAAAACACCAAAAUACUCCAGGAUUUUACACACAGACAUUGGAGAGCAUUGCCUGGUUAUCAGAUAACUUAGUGUUCAUUGAAUCCAAAGGGUUGUUUCACCAUAAAUCUCUACCUAAGCGCUGUGCUUACAGAAUAAUAUUGAGUUAUUUGGAGACCAAACCCUUGUCUGUAGAAGUCUCUCCUUUAACUCUAGCUAGGGCUGAGCUUUCAAUCAGACUUUCCCCUUCUCACCUUUUACACCCUGAAAUGGUCUAUACAUUCAGUUCUUUCUCUUUUCCAUUACUCAGCUCAAUAUAUGAUCCGUAAUCUAUGCAUCUUAUCCAUUGCAAGUAUUACCUUAUGUUUCAGGUGAAAACAUUACCAUCCAUAUCUAAAGGCAGAUCAUGCAUCAUUUCAUCUUAGCACAGUAACAAAGAUGUAGAUUGCUUCCUGUCACUCACAUAUGGCAAAAGGAACAGCUAGUUUCCUAGCCUAUAGGCUCUACAUAGACUAGAUUAUAUGUAACACUACAUUUAACCUACAUACAAAGCAUACAGGUUUAUAAGGGAUCACUGAUUGAGUACUGAACCACAUGGUUUUGAUUGAAAGUAAAGGACAAUUUCUACAGCCUCCAUCAGCUAUUGUAGCCCUGGCAUCCACCACAGUCUGGAGUAACCUCAAUUUUCCAAGCUUCAAACCUCUUUGCUACACCAGCAUCCUUAAUUCAUGCUUUCAAAUUUCUCAUCAAGUCAAAGAUGUCAAAAAUGUUUUGUUUUUUUACAGGCCUAUAAAAAAAUCUGUAACAUUUAAAUUAUAUUUGAACGAAACAUAGAAAAUUGUGGAAUGUAUUUCUCUAAAAGCUGAAGUUUGCUGGAUAUAAAACGGUUGCACCAGCA